Lottia gigantea (owl limpet) is the source of this 417-nucleotide messenger RNA. RefSeq lists its product as hypothetical. The record is from RefSeq and is a predicted model, not a curated record. The transcript is spliced from 3 exons. NCBI's taxonomy places the organism in Eukaryota, Metazoa, Mollusca, Gastropoda, Lottiidae. The coding region runs from base 1 to 417 and encodes 138 amino acids.
AUGGGGAAUAAAGUAGAUGAGGAUGGAAAAACUGACACUGUGAAAGAUGCUGAACCUACGGAUAAUGGGGAACCCCCACCACCCCCGGAACCUUAUAAACCCCCCCUUGAACCCUUCAGACCCCUGGUGUUACCCAAACGGAAAUACCACACAAUAUCAGCCCCCAUGAGUCGACGUUUUGGACGCAAGAUUAAAAUGGGAACGUGUGGAAUAGACGUUAAUCGUCCCAACUCGUACGACCAAACAGCUCUGGAUAUCGUUAAUAAAUUCACCACACAUAAAGGUGCCAAGGAACUAAAACAUAUUCUUAAAGGUAAACUAACGAAAAAUAACGUUCCUUGUUCAUCAAAUAAUCUUACUGUAAUAGUUUGUCAAUUGAGAAAUUUUGAAUGUUAUUUAUACCCAGGUCAAAUUUAG